Molecule: messenger RNA, 294 nt
Organism: Closterium sp. NIES-65
Lineage: Eukaryota; Viridiplantae; Streptophyta; Zygnematophyceae; Desmidiales; Closteriaceae
Source: the annotation of a GenBank genome assembly
AUGGACGAAUUCGAGAGUUUAAUUCAGAGUUUCUCAGAUGCCCUCAAGUCGAAAUGGAAAGAGGUUACCGACGGCCCUCCGAUCACCGACCAGAUUCAGGCCUUCAUCCACGCCGUUGAUUGGACGGAGCCAUGGAUCAUCGGGCUGCUGUCGUUCCACGCGGCGUUGCUUCUCAUGGUGCUCCUCACUCGCCGAUGGCAGAACUUUCAGUUCAUCGUCUUCGCCUUCUGCGGUGAGUGCACGUGGUUUGCACGUGUUCAGGUGAGUGCACGUGGUUUCCACGUGGCCAGGUGA